AUGUUCAUGUAUUCCGCGCAUGACGUGAACGUGGCCUGUGUCCUCACCACGCUGCAGGUCUACAACGGCCUAGCGCCGCCGCUGGCCAGCUGCCUGCUGGUGGAGCUGCACUCGGGCCCGGACGCGGGGCCGCUGGUGCAGCUGUUCUACAGGAACGACAGCUCCACGGAGCCGCACCAGCUGCAGCUGCCCGGCUGCGACGUCAGCUGUCCGUGGAGCAACUUCGUGCGCCUGACCGAGAACGUGGUGUUGGCCUUGGUGGUGGUCGGUCAGCUGCUGCUGGCCAUGGGCCUGAACUUCGGCAUGAAUAGCAUCACCCUCAUCCAAGUGCCGGACGAGCCCGACAGCUUCCUCAGCGCCGACCAGCUCAACUGGUCGAUCGCCGCCACCUCGCUGGGCGCCAUGCUGGGCGGCCUGCUGGGCACACUGGUGGCGCCUGUGUUGGCCCUGUUGAACUUCAUGGUGUACCUGGGCCAGGUGCUGGCGCUGGCCGUGGCGCCGUUGCUGCACUGGCAGGUGCUGUUCAUCGUGGUAGGCGUGGUGCCUGCCGCACUUUGUCUCUUUGGUCUCGUUUUCCUGCCCAACUCGGCCAAGUGGUUGCUCUCGCGAGGCCACUCGGAGGAGGAAGCCGUGCGUUCUGUCCAGUUUUUCCGUGGUGUGCAGGAAGACGUUUCCUCUGAGAUACGAAGCAUCCACGACUCGCUGCAGCACGCGCAUGUGGACGGUGCCGCACUGCCUGUGUGGACGCUGCUGUGUCAACAGGGCACGUGGCGCCCGCUGCUACUGGCAUCCGUCCAGAUGGUGUUGUAUGCUUGGUGCGGCGGCUGCACACUGGUGCUCAUCACCGCCUUCGUGCUGGCACCGGUGCAUCUACCGCUAAGCGAGUACCAGCGAGCCACGCUGCCGGCCGCGCUCGCCGCGCUCGUCUCCGUCCCCGGCGGCAUUAUUAUUGAGCGAUACGGCCGGCUGCCGGUGCUGCGUCUGGGCGGCGCGCUCUCCGCCAUCGGCUGUGCCACGAUCGCCGCGUACUUCUUCCUCGCCGCCGAGUCCCAGGAGCGCCUCGGCUGGAUUGUGCUGGCGGGCGCCGGCCUGACGCAGGUGGCCUUUGUUGGCAUGCUGGGCAACGUCGCAUCCAUCUACGCCACUGAGCUGCUGCCCAACAAGACGCGCGCCUGGGGCGCAAACAUCGUGCUUGCGGUGCUCAGCAUGGAAGGAGACAGCGCGCCCGAUGGGACGAUGGAGCACUUGGCAGAUGACAGGCGCCCGGAGUAA
Molecule: messenger RNA, 1272 nt
Organism: Pollicipes pollicipes
Lineage: Eukaryota; Metazoa; Arthropoda; Thecostraca; Pollicipedomorpha; Pollicipedidae
Product: sugar transporter ERD6-like 16
Exons: 5
Coding region: 1-1272 (423 amino acids)
Biological process (GO): transmembrane transport
Cellular component (GO): membrane
Molecular function (GO): transmembrane transporter activity
Source: RefSeq, a predicted model, not a curated record